UCUGACACCGGUCUGUGACGAAGCAGCUGCACCGGUGGUGUGUGUGCGUGUUGUGUUUUCAGCCUUCGCUUAUGUGUGUGUGUGAGACUGAAACUGUGUGUGUGAGUGAGAGUGUGUUUCACCGAUGGAGUCGAACAGUGCAGCGUACGGAGUCUCUCUCGCCGGAACGGGAUUCGAUCUCAUCAAAUUCAUCAAACAGCCUCAAACCAUCAUACGGUUCCUCAGCUGGGUGUUCGCUAUCGUGGUGUUUGCCUCCAUCACGGCAGAAGGUUACGUGAACAGCAGCUCUGAAAUCCAGGCGAAGUGUGUCUUCAACAGGAAUGAAGGAGCCUGUCAUUACGGCGUUGGCAUCGGGGUCAUCGCCUUCCUGGCCUGCAUCGCCUUCCUAUUGGCUGAUGUGUUCCUGCCUUCGAUGAGCAAUGCUCAGGAGAGGAAGUACAUAGUGAUGGCUGAUCUGGGCUUCUCAGGUGCCUGGACAUUCCUGUGGUUUGUAUGUUUCUGUCUCAUGGCGGAUCAGUGGUCAAAGACCCAAGACACCAGCGGCAUCCCUACAGACGCCGUUCACGCCGUCAUCGUCUUUUCAUUCUUUUCCAUCGGAUCCUGGGGAGCGUUAAGUUACUUCGCUCUUGUGAGGUUUCGUCAUGGUGUUGACGAUGUGACCCAGAACUACGUCGAUCCGCCGGUGGACCCCACCUCACCGUAUCCCACCACCUACACGCCGCCCACAUAUCCUUCCUUCCAGAACACGGGUCAAGACGUCUUCCAUCAGCCGCCCUUCGUACCGAAUCCUGACCCGACCGGCCAGAGCAGCUACCAGCCGCCCGUCUACUGACACGUGACACGCACAGAAACCUGAAACACGACACCCAGGUCACCUGGCGCCUCGGGAUGUGGGAGGAGCCUCGGCAGGCAGCCAAUAGGAGACUGUUUGCCAUUUAACACGUGGCCUUAAAUGUGUAAAUAUUCAAGUGUUUAUUUACGUGACUGUAGAUGAGUUUAGAUUUGCACUGAUGAGCUGAAAUAAAGCUGUAAGUUAUUGUGGA
Carassius auratus (goldfish) is the source of this 1043-nucleotide messenger RNA. RefSeq names its product synaptogyrin-2-like. The coding region runs from base 125 to 832 and encodes 235 amino acids. Gene Ontology annotation, cellular component: synaptic vesicle membrane; neuromuscular junction. Lineage: Eukaryota; Metazoa; Chordata; Actinopteri; Cypriniformes; Cyprinidae. The record is from RefSeq and is a predicted model, not a curated record. The transcript has 4 exons.